Molecule: messenger RNA, 2520 nt
Organism: Pocillopora verrucosa
Lineage: Eukaryota; Metazoa; Cnidaria; Anthozoa; Scleractinia; Pocilloporidae
Source: RefSeq, a predicted model, not a curated record
GCGAGCUUUGUGCAACAUGGAAGUUUCGUUAUGGAACGACUGUUUCUUUUCUUUUGCUAGCUUCAUUGUAUUUGUUGGCUCAGCAUCAUCUUUACAACUGAGUGAUUGUAAGGAGUUCAAAGUAAUUCCUCCUGAACAGUAUGAUAGAAAUGUCUCUUCAUUAACUGAUAUUACAAAGAGGCCCCUGGGAUAUAUGUAUGCAAAAGCAGACUAUCCCACUGUGCAGUCAGAAGUGAAAAACCCAUGUUUUUAUGUGAGGAAUUUGACUUCAAGAAAUGUGGAAGUCAUGAUUCAAACUCGUGUUUCUGGAAAGACUGUUUGUGUAAGAGAUAACAACAAACCUACUCCAAAGACAGAUUGUGCUCAGGGUGGAACGCUUAGUCUGGCAUGCUGGGAUCCAACAACAAAUGAUGUGAUAUUUGAGUUUUAUUGUGACCCUGGAAAAGGCUGUGAUACAGAUGUUCAGUUCUGGUUCAGAUUAACUCCAAGCCCCCCUGGAGCUGAUGUUGAUGACUGGUGUCUUGCCCGUAACAGUUUGUUUCCUCAUGAUUUGAAGGAGGUACCCAUACCACGAGAUAAAGAGCCAACUGUAAAAAGUUCAACAACCAGCUUUUCAUCUUGUAACUUCCUUUUGGGAGGAAUAUGUCUUUUGAUGUUGCACUGGUUUGCACACUUGCUAGAAAAUUGAAUUCCUGUUAAAGCUUGAUUUAAUUUUGAUUCAUCAAGUGUUGUCUCUUCAUGGAAGGUAGGCCAUUUGCGGUUGUGUACUUAGUUGCCAAGCCUUUGAUUUGGAGUGAGGCUGAAGGUGACUAUCUUGUGAUAUAGGCCAGUAUCUAGUUAGCAUGAUGACAUGAAGUUCUGUUUCCAAUGAAUCAAAACUAUGACAAACUUUGAGAAAGAAACUAGACAUUGGUUAUACAUUUUCAUUAAAAAAAGAACAAUACUUAACUUAGCGAAAUGCGUGACAACAGCACAUGCACGUACAUGAAGUGUACUGUCCACUUACACAGGCAUGACAUGUCAAUCGUCCUAUUACACUGUCCAGUUACAAGCAUGGCUAACUAAUCACGUUCUGCAAUUUUUGUUAUAGUUUUGAUUAAUAGUGUUGAUAUUUUCAGUGACAAUAUUGAUGGCAAUUUUUUAUCACUUUAUUUUUUUUUUUGUGAUCUUUCUUGGUCUCAAGAGUGGUUCUCACAUUAUCAAUACUUUUUCUAAAUAAAUGUUAAGGUUAAUUUAACCCUUUAACUCCCAUGAGUGACCAAGACAGAAUUUCUCCUAACAAUAUCAAUACGAUAUCGACCACAUAAGUGAUGAGAACAAAGAAAACCAUCAAUUUGGGGAUGAUUAGUUGAUCCAAUACUAAAUUCUCUGAACUAACAUAAGAAUUGUAUGGUUGACAGUAAGGAGAAUUACAAAUUUGUUCUGGGAGUUAAAGUGUUAAGUGAAGACUGAGAAGGAGAAUAAACAUGAAGUGGAAAUACUGUAAUGGUAGAGUUGAUAUCAUCAGUGGCUGAUCUAGGGAAGGGGCCCAGGGGUCCACCCACUCUCCUUAGCUCAAGGUCUGGAUCUGUUACUGAUCAUACAGUUACUGAUCAUACAGUUACUGCACACAUUUGCUGCAGUGCAACAAAGUUUAGAAGAAAUGAAUCAUAUCUCGAUCAAGAAGUUAGAAGAGAAAACACCUUGCUUUAGAUAUACAUUAAUUGAAAAAUUGCUCUGUUGUAAAUCAUAUAAAAUUAAUGUGUCUUUAGAAUAAUUAGAUCCUUAAAUUGAGCAUAUUUAUUUGACUUUGUAUCAAUGAGACAUGAUAGUAGUAAUUGUAACAGAUAUUUUAUCAAAAUGUUUCAAUAUUUAUCCUGUAGAGAUGAGGAUUAGCAAAAGGACAUUGAAAUGGUUUUCCUAAUUGGUUAGGGAAUAAGAAUUUAAUUUAAAAUUUAGCAAUUGACUGUGAGGAAAUUAUAUAACUUGAUUCUAGACCUCCUCACUCCCAGGAGUUACAGAAUAUAAAUUUUUUCAUAAGAUAUCAAUACAUUUUCAAACAGAAAUGUAUUGCUUGAUUUCAUACAAAUUUCUCAGAUCUAAAACUAUAAGAAAUGAAUAGCAAACAGAUGGGAGAAUUUAUCUUUAGAUCUGGGCCCAGUUGUUCAAAGGCAGAUUAGCUCUAACCCAGGGUUAAAUUUUAAUCCAGCUUUCUUUAUUUCUUUGUUCAAAAGUCUUUUUGGGAAAAUUUUCACUAUUCUUUUCAGAACAUCCUAUGAUCAAAUUGCAAGCAAAAAGAUUUGAACUGAAUUUUCUCUUAAAGUUUUCAGACCUGAAAUCAAAUUUCACACUAACCCUGGGUUACCUUAACCCAGCUUUGAACAACCGGGGCCUGGGGUUUGCAUAGUUAAACUACCACAACAUUACCAAAUGAAGUUUUAUUUAUUUUAUUGCCUGCUAUCAUCUGAAUUACGUAAAUGUUUUUAGUGAUGGUGUGUAAUUUGUAAAUAAUGCUAAAAUUUUCACUUUUAUAGAAAUAAA